Messenger RNA from Colletotrichum graminicola M1.001, 1020 nucleotides. Its product is annotated as sterol desaturase family protein. The coding region runs from base 1 to 1020 and encodes 339 amino acids. Lineage: Eukaryota; Fungi; Ascomycota; Sordariomycetes; Glomerellales; Glomerellaceae. Gene Ontology annotation, molecular function: iron ion binding; C-4 methylsterol oxidase activity. Gene Ontology annotation, biological process: ergosterol biosynthetic process. The record is from RefSeq and is a predicted model, not a curated record. The transcript has a single exon.
AUGGAUAUCCUCCUCUCUCUUCCGAUCGUCUCCUACUUCCUCGCGCCUUCGAUAACAUCAUGGACGACCUCCCUCAACCUCCUCUUCUUCCACAUGACCUGGACGACCCUCGUUCUGUCCCACGGCCCCCUCAAGGUCCAGCUCGUCGGCGUUCUCGCCCUCCGCCUCAUGUUCUGGCUGGUCCCCUCCCUCGUCUUCCUCCUCUUCGACACCAUCAUCCCCUCCAUCGCGGGAUCCAUCAAGACUGGCGGCGCCUCCGGCCUCCCGCCCGCCCACGGUCCCACACUCCUUAGAGUCCUGCUCCUGGCCAUCUUCAACAUCGCCUUGUCAGCCGCCGUCGAGGGCAGCAUCAGCCUCGUUUACGCCUCCUACUCCCCCGAACCCCUCUUCCGCGCCUCCACCGCCCUGCCCCUGCCCUUCCAGCUCCUGAAGCACGUCGCCUUCCUUAUCGCCGCCCGCGAGGUCCUGACCUACUACCUCCACACGCGCGUCCUCCACGGCCGCGGCAACGGCCGCCGCUCAGCCCUUACCCGCGUCGCCAAGCUGCACGCCUCGUACGCCCACGCCCGCGCCGCGCCGCCCUUCUCGCUGAUGCUCUUCGCCGACCACCCGCUCCCCUUCCUCCUGCACCGAGUCGCGCCCGUCCUCCUCCCCGCCCUGGCCCUGCGGCCGCACCUGCUGACGUACUUCUUGUUCGUCGGCUUCUGUGCCGUCGAGGAGACCAUGGCCAUGUCCGGGUACAGCAUCGUCCCGGGGAUCGUCAUGGGGGGCAUCGCCCGCCGGACGGCGGUUCACUACGCCAGCAGGGGGGACGGCAACUACGGCGCGUGGGGGGUGCUGGACUGGGCGCAUGGGACCAGCCAGGGGCAAGACGUCGUCGACGACAUGCGUGCCGAGGCGGAGAAGCACCGCGUCAAAGAGAGGGGGGAAAGGGCGGUCAGUAACGGGGCCGGGUUCCUGCAAGAUGGGAUCCAGGACUUGACAAAGGGCAGAAGCCGCAAAACAAAGAAGAACGCUUGA